Eimeria maxima is the source of this 189-nucleotide messenger RNA. RefSeq lists its product as hypothetical. The annotation marks the transcript as partial. The transcript is spliced from 2 exons. NCBI's taxonomy places the organism in Eukaryota, Apicomplexa, Conoidasida, Eucoccidiorida, Eimeriidae. The record is from RefSeq and is a predicted model, not a curated record.
CGUAUGAAGGGUAAUCCUUCUCUACCUGCAACAGAACAGAAAGUAAUUGCUAUCCCUGAUGUUCGUACCUUUGAUGCUUAUGAAGGGGAUUAUAUCUUUAUGGCUUGUGAUGGUAUGUUUGAGGCUCCUGGUAUGAGUUGGGAUUACGUCGCAAAUUUAUUGCAGCGUGAAUUACAGGUAUAUAAAUAA